Molecule: messenger RNA, 1243 nt
Organism: Blastomyces gilchristii SLH14081
Lineage: Eukaryota; Fungi; Ascomycota; Eurotiomycetes; Onygenales; Ajellomycetaceae
Product: IAA acetyltransferase
Exons: 2
Coding region: 425-805 (126 amino acids)
Source: RefSeq, a predicted model, not a curated record
GUCGUUUUCUUCUGCUCUGCGUAACUUGUCUCCCUAGUAUCCCACAUAUGAGUCACGAAAUGGGAAUCCUUACUCGCACAGUUAUCAAUUACGAAUAUCUCUGUCAACCUGCAUCUCCGCUAUAUAUAUAUAUAUAUUGUAACGUGGAAAACUUUCCACCGCGAUUCCUGACAUAUAUUCCUGGAUAGAGAUUUAAGGGAGAUGCACUCCAAUUACAUCUUCAAUUCCCCUGAACCACUCACCUAGCUACAUCUAUCAAGCGAAUAAAUUACUUCUCUAACCCGUGAAAAAGACCAAAAAAUAUAGUAUAUCAGUUCAGUGUAUCCCCUUCUCACACACUUCAAAUUCAGCGGAAAAUAGAAGCUCAAACAUGGUGACCACCAUUCAAGUGCUGGACCGCCCCUAGGACCAUCCCGACAGCAUAAUGCUCCGCCACGCGCAACGCAGCGAACUCGCCGUGCGGUAUAACACGCCGGAUUCUGAGUAUGGGCCCAAACCGACCAAGGAUGACGUUACUGCCUUUAUCGUUGCAUAUAUAGACGCGAAGCCGGUGGGAUGUGGAGCGUUGCGGGCACUGAGUAAUGUAGAUGAUAACAAUAAUACGACGGUCAUCGGCGACGAUCCGCAAAUCCAAACCCAGUCACAGUCACAGCCACCGCCACCAUUGCUCCCCGCAGAGGCCGAAGUAAAGUGUAUGUUCGUCGUCCCUGAAUUUAGGGGCAAGCGUCUCGGAAUUGCUUCGGUUAUUCUGGAGGCGCUACAUGAGCGGGCGCAGAGUCCGGAGGUGGCGGAAGCUGGUGUAUGAGACGGGCAAGUUGCAGCCUGAUGCGAUCCUGUUUUACAUGAGGGGAGGGUAUAGACCUAUUGAAAAUUUUGGGCAUUAUAUCGGCUCAGAGUUAUCUGUGUGCUUUGAAAUGGAGAUUUAAGCUCUGAUAGGGAGUGAAAUAAAGAAAAUUGGUGAUGGGUUGGUAGUUGGGGACAUCAACAAAAUGUUGUCCGCUUGAAACAAUUGUUUUGCCCUUGGGUAUAGACAUGGUUGAGUUCUCUGAUAGAAAUACAAGUGGAUACUUUCCCACGCUCUUUUCAGUGUUGGUGGAUAGAUUUGAACCCCAGCUGCGAUUCCUGGGCUCAGGGUCACGCUUAUGAGGACAGAGCAGGAUCGAUAACAUAACCACUGCCCCAAAUGGCCAGUGUAGCAUGUAAGUGAGAACCUAGAUAUUUGAAUAUAUCCACUAGCCUCGGA